ACUUGCAGCGGGGGAGGCGGAGACGGCGGAGCGGGCCUUUUGGCGUCCACUGCGCGGCUGCACCCUGCCCCAUCCUGCCGGGAUCAUGGUCUGCGGCAGCCCGGGAGGGAUGCUGCUGCUGCGGGCCGGGCUGCUUGCCCUGGCUGCUCUCUGCCUGCUCCGGGUGCCCGGGGCUCGGGCUGCAGCCUGUGAGCCCGUCCGCAUCCCCCUGUGCAAGUCCCUGCCCUGGAACAUGACUAAGAUGCCCAACCACCUGCACCACAGCACUCAGGCCAACGCCAUCCUGGCCAUCGAGCAGUUCGAAGGUCUGCUGGGCACCCACUGCAGCCCCGAUCUGCUCUUCUUCCUCUGUGCCAUGUACGCGCCCAUCUGCACCAUUGACUUCCAGCACGAGCCCAUCAAGCCCUGUAAGUCUGUGUGCGAGCGGGCCCGGCAGGGCUGUGAGCCCAUACUCAUCAAGUACCGCCACUCGUGGCCGGAGAACCUGGCCUGCGAGGAGCUGCCAGUGUACGACAGGGGCGUGUGCAUCUCUCCCGAGGCCAUCGUUACUGCGGACGGAGCUGAUUUUCCUAUGGAUUCUAGUAACGGAAACUGUAGAGGGGCAAGCAGUGAACGCUGUAAAUGUAAGCCUAUUAGAGCUACACAGAAGACCUAUUUCCGGAACAAUUACAACUAUGUCAUUCGGGCUAAAGUUAAAGAGAUAAAGACUAAGUGCCAUGAUGUGACUGCAGUAGUGGAGGUGAAGGAGAUUCUAAAGUCCUCUCUGGUAAACAUUCCACGGGACACUGUCAACCUCUAUACCAGCUCUGGCUGCCUCUGCCCUCCACUUAAUGUUAAUGAGGAAUAUAUCAUCAUGGGCUAUGAAGAUGAGGAACGUUCCAGAUUACUCUUGGUGGAAGGCUCUAUAGCUGAGAAGUGGAAGGAUCGACUCGGUAAAAAAGUUAAGCGCUGGGAUAUGAAGCUUCGUCAUCUUGGACUCAGUAAAAGUGAUUCUAGCAAUAGUGAUUCCACUCAGAGUCAGAAGUCUGGCAGGAACUCGAACCCCCGGCAAGCACGCAACUAAAUCCCGAAAUACAAAAAGUAACACAGUGGACUUCCUAUUAAGACUUACUUGCAUUGCUGGACUAGCAAAGGAAAAUUGCACUAUUGCACAUCAUAUUCUAUUGUUUACUAUAAAAAUCAUGUGAUAACUGAUUAUUACUUCUGUUUCUCUUUUGGUUUCUGCUUCUCUCUUCUCUCAACCCCUUUGUAAUGGUUUGGGGGCAGACUCUUAAGUAUAUUGUGAGUUUUCUAUUUCACUAAUCAUGAGAAAAACUGUUCUUUUGCAAUAAUAAUAAAUUAAACAUGCUGUUACCAGAGCCUCUUUGCUGGAGUCUCCAGAUGUUAAUUUACUUUCUGCACCCCAAUUGGGAAUGCAAUAUUGGAUGAAAAGAGAGGUUUCUGGUAUUCACAGAAAGCUAGAUAUGCCUUAAAACAUACUCUGCCGAUCUAAUUACAGCCUUAUUUUUGUAUGCCUUUUGGGCAUUCUCCUCAUGCUUAGAAAGUUCCAAAUGUUUAUAAAGGUAAAAUGGCAGUUUGAAGUCAAAUGUCACAUAGGCAAAGCAAUCAAGCACCAGGAAGUGUUUAUGAGGAAACAACACCCAAGAUGAAUUAUUUUUGAGACUGUCAGGAAGUAAAAUAAAUAGGAGCUUAAGAAAGAACAUUUUGCCUGAUUGAGAAGCACAACUGAAACCAGUAGCCGCUGGGGUGUUAAUGGUAGCAUUCUUCUUUUGGCAAUACAUUUGAUUUGUUCAUGAAUAUAUUAAUCAGCAUUAGAGAAAUGAAUUAUAACUAGACAUCUGCUGUUAUCACCAUAGUUUUGUUUAAUUUGCUUCCUUUUAAAUAAACCCAUUGGUGAAAGUCUUUUUUUUUCUCUUCUUUUAAAAUAAAUCAGAAUUGCCGUAUUGACCAGGAAAAGAUUAUGUAUGCACGUGCACCAGGGUUAGUUUUUAAAAGUACAUGGCUCCAUAAAAAUGCUGUAGAUUACAGAGUGAUAAAAUAUGCAGGUUUUUUUGUUUUUGUUUUUUCUGUUGUGUGUGUGUCUGUAUUUGUGUACAUGUGUGUCCUUGCACUCACACCCAAGGUGGAUUAAAAUACAGGCCUGCAAACUGGCCUGCACUUUAUCAUUUGGAUUUGUGCUGCUUAAUGCUCAGCGAAAAAUGUCUAGUAAAAUGAAUUAUGGUUGUCAGGAGAGAGGUUAUUUCGACUUUUGAACCAAUUGCACAUUUCUCAUUACCCAAGCUGUGGUGAGAUCCCAGGGGCUGUGGUGAACAAAUGAUGCUUUUAUAGAUGGUCCCUAGCUUACAAUGAUUCAAUUUACAAUGCUUCAAUUUAACAAUUUGUUGACUUACAAUGGGUUUAUCAGGAUGUAACCCAAUGCAUUUCAACUUACGAUAUUUUCAGUUUCGAAUGGGUUUAUCCAGAUGUAACCCCAUCGUAAAUGGCGGAGCAUCUGUACUUCCUUCCUCUGGCAGAGUUCCUUAGAGCCUGUGCCAAUUACUUGAAAGUUUCAUUCUCUGCCAUUUACAUGUGUGCUAUUAGUAGAACCAAAUUUCUAAGCUGUGGCGUGCUGAAAAUAAAAUGCUUAUGAAGCAAAAA
This is a messenger RNA of Homo sapiens (human), 2637 nucleotides long. RefSeq names its product frizzled related protein (gene FRZB). Gene Ontology annotation, biological process: neural crest cell differentiation; positive regulation of apoptotic process; negative regulation of Wnt signaling pathway. The transcript has 6 exons. The record is from RefSeq and is marked reviewed. Gene Ontology annotation, molecular function: Wnt-protein binding. The coding region runs from base 86 to 1063 and encodes 325 amino acids. Gene Ontology annotation, cellular component: extracellular region. NCBI's taxonomy places the organism in Eukaryota, Metazoa, Chordata, Mammalia, Primates, Hominidae.